Pseudozyma hubeiensis SY62 is the source of this 924-nucleotide messenger RNA. RefSeq names its product tyrosinase. The coding region runs from base 1 to 924 and encodes 307 amino acids. NCBI's taxonomy places the organism in Eukaryota, Fungi, Basidiomycota, Ustilaginomycetes, Ustilaginales, Ustilaginaceae. The record is from RefSeq and is a predicted model, not a curated record. The transcript has a single exon. Gene Ontology annotation, molecular function: oxidoreductase activity.
AUGAAGUGCACGUAUCCCGUGUCGCGCGUCUCUUUCUACACGCUGACCGUCACCGAACGCGAAUCGUGGAUCUCCUCCUUCGCACAGCUGCACACGCUCCGCAACAAAUCGAUCUUUGUUCGCGGUGGAACGUUCAUCGACGACCUCGCCAUGGUUCAUAUUGGGUUGCAGGAGGAGAUGCAUUACAAUGCGUGUUUUUUGGUGUGUCAUACGGCGUUUUUGCGGGCAUUUUAUUCGUUGAUGCGGGUGGUGGGGUAUAGAGGGAGGGAGGCGUACUGGGAUAUCGAAUCUGACUGGAAGGGAGGGAUGUCAAACGCUCAUAUUUGGCGGUACCUCGGAGGAGAUGGUGUAGGGGGAGCAAUUCCAUCCGGACCCUUCAAAUCGCUCACAUGCGACGUCCUACCCAACACCCGCAAACCCGGCUACUCCUACAUCAAACCUCACUUCGUCACCCGCCACUUCAACUCCAAUUGGCUCUCCCACCCCCUCAUCCGUGGCGACAUGUACACCUCCCACUACAACUCCUCCUUCCUCCCGCACACCAUCCUCUCCUCCCCCAACUACACCGCCCUCCGAAAACUCCUCGAAACCUCCCUCCACGCCUGGACCCACCAAUCCAUCGCAGGCGAAAUGUGGCUCUACAGCAGCCCCUGCGAACCCGCCUUCUGGCUCCUCCACGCCGAAGUCGACCGUUGCUGGCGAAGCUGGCAAAGCGUCAACAACAAAUGGUACGACUACGGAGGUCAUAGACGCAUCAGACACGGCGAGCAGACCGAGUUGAAGUUGGCAAGUUUCGACGACGAGAUCGAUUUCUACGGCUUGUUCGAAAAGGUCAAGGUCGGGGAUGUCAUGCAUCCAAGGAAAGGCAUCCUCUGUUUCAGAUACGACAAGUUGCUGGGUGGAAGACUCGAUACCGAUCCAUAG